ACAGCAGCAGCAGGAAGUCGGUGGGCCCCUUCCGGGGGCUGAGGCCACUUGCUCUCCGAGGGGAGAACACUGGACCCUUCCCCAUACAACUCCUAUCUCUGGGCCCCGAGUGUGUUCAUGGCGAAGUCCCCGGAGAACUCUGCCCUGGAGGAGAUUCUGGGGCAGUAUCAACGGAGUCUCCGGGAUCGUGCCAACAGAAGCAUUCACCAAUUGAAAUGUGCCCUGAGAGAAGGUGAUGUCACUAUUGGAGAAGAUGUAAUGGAUCCUUCUUUUAGUACCAGUGUAGGAAAUGAGGAUUCUGGGAAUGCCUGGCGUGAACUGCAACACAGCCAUGCUGUUAAUCAACUCAAAGCUUUGCUAUGCCAACAAGCAACUAAGGAAAGUGAGAUAUCUCCAAGAAGACAAAAAUUGUCCCCUUUGAAGUCAUCAGAAUAUGAGGAAACUGAUAUGACUGCUAUACACAAUUUUGUUCCCAUCAUCAGUGACCAGUCUCAAUACAUUCAUCAUUUAGAGGCAGAAGUCAAGUUCUGUAAGGAGGAACUCUCUGGAAUGAAAAAUAGGGUACAAGUAAUUGUGCUUGAAAAUGAAAGGCUCCAACAAGAGCUGAAAUCUCAAAGGCAAGAGGAAGCAAUGAGGGAACAAACACUUCUGGAUGCAUCUGGAAAUAUACAGAAUUCUUGGAUUACAACAGGUGAAGAUUCUAGGGUGGAUGAAGCUGCCAAGAGAUCAUUUUCCCAUGGCAAUGCAGAUAUUAUCAAAGCUGCAUCUGCUAGUGAGGCUGAAAAAUGGAAACUAGAACUGGAGAGACUAAAACUUACUUAUGAAGAAAAGAGUAAAAUCCUGGAAUCUCAAUUGAUGUUUUUGAGGAAAGACCUAGUUGAAUAUCAGAAAAAUUGUGAAGAUCUUAAAGAGCGACUAAAGCAUAAGGAGUCUCUUCUUGCUGCUAAUAUUUCUAACCAUGUUGGUGGUCUUUGUUUGAAAUGUGCUCAGCAUGAAGCUGUUCUUUCCCAAACCCACAAUAAUGUUCACAUGCAGACCAUUGAAAGACUGUCUAAAGAAAGAGAUGACUUAAUGUCUGCACUAGUUUCCGUGAGGAGCAGCUUGACAGAGGUGCAGCAAAGAGAAGUCAGUGCUUAUGAGCAGGUGAAACAAGCUGUGCAAAUGACUGAGGAGGCCAACUUUGAGAAAACCAAGGCUUUAAUCCAGUGUGAACAGUUGAAGAAUGAACUGGAGAGGCAGACAGAGCGACUUGAGAAAGAACUCGCAUCUCAGCAAGAAAAAAGAGCCUUUGAGAAAGAGAUGAUGAAAAGAGAAAUAACAAAAGAAAGAGAGGACAUGGGCUUAAAGACGUUGACCCUAUCUGAGAGUAUUGCCCAACUGGAGACUCAGGUGGAAAAGAUUACAAGAGAGAAAAUUUCGGCUGUUAAUCAACUAGAGGAAGUUCAAAACCAGCUUGCUUCCCGGGAAAUGGAUGUCACAAAGGUGUGUGGAGAAAUGCGCUAUCAAUUGAAUAAAACCAAAAUGGAGAAGGAUGAGGCAGAAAAGGAGCACAGAGAGUACAGAACAAAAACUAAAAGGGAUCUUGAAAUUAAAGAUCAGGAAAUAGAGAAAUUGAGUUUAGAACUGAGUGAAAGCAAGCAGCACUUGGAACAGGAGCAGCAGAAGGCAACCCGGGCCAGAGAGGAGUGCCUGAAACUGACAGAACUGCUGGGCAAAUCUGAGCACCAACUGCACCUCACCAGACUGGAAAAAGAUAGCAUUCAGCAGAGCUUUAGCAACGAUGCAAAGGCCCAAGCCCUUCAGGCCCAGCAAAGAGAGCAGGAGCUGACACAGAAGAUACAGCAAAUGGAGGCCCAGCAUGACAAAACUGAAAAUGAACAGUAUUCAUUGCUGACCUCCCAGAAUUCAUUUCUGACAAAGUUAAAGGAAGAGUGCUGCACAUUAGCCAAGAAACUGGAACAAAUCUCUCAGAAAAGCAGAUCUGAAAUAGCUCAGCUCAGUCAAGAAAAAAGGUAUACAUAUGACAAACUGGAAAAGUUACAGAGAAGAAAUGAUGAAUUGGAGGAACAGUGUGUCCAGCAUGGGAGACUACAUGAGAUAAUGAAGCAAAGGCUACAGCAACUAGACAAGCACAGCCAGGCCACAGCCCAGCAGCUGGUGCACCUCCUCAACAAGCAGAGCCAGCUUCUGCUGGAGAGACAGCCUGUCUGAAGAGGUGGGACGUCUGCGAUCCCAGCAUGCCACAAUCUGAUUGCUGACCUGGAUGAAACAGUGAAAUAAAUGAUUUACAAAGAGAUAUUUACAUUCAUCUGAUUUAUACGUAAUAUGUCACAAUGCACCGCGACCUUCCCAGUGGACCCCACCUUAGACUGCGGCGGGCUGCGUCAUCACCGCCACAUUCAUUGCCAAGCGGUCCCUGCAGGAUGGAUGGGUUGGAGCUGAAGUCUGACACUAGAUGAGGAGACCUCCUGGUGUAUGUUUUCAGAAAAGGUUCGAAGUUAUUAUGUUUUUAUAUCUGCUCAUUUGUAUGCUUU
Mesoplodon densirostris (Blainville's beaked whale) is the source of this 2534-nucleotide messenger RNA. It is a transcript of the gene SDCCAG8, whose product is annotated as SHH signaling and ciliogenesis regulator SDCCAG8. The record is from RefSeq and is a predicted model, not a curated record. The transcript has 18 exons. Gene Ontology annotation, biological process: neuron migration; centrosome cycle; tube formation. The coding region runs from base 118 to 2211 and encodes 697 amino acids. Gene Ontology annotation, cellular component: centriole; centrosome. Lineage: Eukaryota; Metazoa; Chordata; Mammalia; Artiodactyla; Ziphiidae.